UUGGGUGAGUGCACACUGUACUGUGUGUCAUUGCAUUAUGUAAACAUUCUUACUGUGGCACUCUCAUUUUCUUGCAUAUUCCAGCUCUAGUUAAUGUGCCCCCACAGUAAUCGGAGUGUUGGCGAGCAGGAAGUGAUGCCGCUACCUUAAUUAAGAGCCAGCCUGUUAAAUAGCGCUUUCUCUAGACACACCAUUAAAUCCAGUCUUUAGCUUUAACUGUAAACACUCUCUGUAAAGUACUCUUACAUUCAGUCGAUCGCCACUGCGCUCCUGGACUUCCCCUUUGGGAUUAAAAGAAGAGCAAGAAUGAAAUCUGCCCUAUUGAUUCUCUGUCUGUUGGGAGCAGCCUGUGCUAAUCCAAUCUUGCAUAAAGUGGCUAUGGAGAUGAUUCAACAUGCAUCCAACUCUUCGGAAAGCUCUUCAAUAUCUGAAUCUUCAGACCAGAGUAAUACCUCAGAACCUUCGGAAGAGAAGUCAGAGGAAAAUGUUUCUGACAGCAAUAGCUCUGAAUCACUUGAAUCUGAAUCAGAUGAAUCGAUUUCUAAAGAGAGCGAAAGCCAUUCCGUGGAAAGUCUGAUUGGAAAAAGCGAGACCGCACUGACAGCAGACAACACUCAAAGCAGUAAAGAGAACAUCCGUAGGGGCUGGAUAUACACCCUCAAAUGGGUCCAACCAAACAACAACAUUGUGCAACCAACCAGCCAGCCACAUGAAAAUGACAUCCAGUCCACUAGUGACGCAUCCCAAAAAAGUGAAAGCAGCGAAUCAAGCGAAAGCCAGGAAAAGUUUGUCGUGAACAAAAUGCAAGUGGAUAACAGUGACGACACCAGCGAAAGCGCUGAACACAACGGUGUUGUUGCUACUGAAUACAGCAACAGUAAUAGCAGCAGCAGCAGUAGCAGCAGUGAAAGCACCGAGUCUAAAGACAGCGCCACGGAUAGUGAAAGUCGCUCCACUGAGUGUGUGCCCGGUGAUGACAGUCAAGAUUGUGAGAGCGAGGAAGACCUUCCUCAGGAUAUCGGUGAUGAUGGUGCAACCGACCCUUUCAAUGGCUUCUUAAUGCCUGAUGUCGCUGAGCCCUAGCGGCAGUUUAAGACAUCAUUUAUUAUGACUCGAUGCUCUGAUAGCUGCAAGUUGGAAAUCCCAGGAGCGUAGUAAAAUAGGAAUGUUCUCUUAAGGAAAAUAUUUAUAGGAGGGUAUGUAAGGAAAUGUAUAUAAUAUUAAUAUAAAAUGUUGAUUAAACAUUAAUAAUUAUGUUAAGGUUAAUCGGUCUAUAUCAGUGGUUCUCAGUGUCUUUUUUUUUUAAAUUAUGCUUUUAACCUGUAGACUUUUAAUUAAGAGUCGUCGAAUUUUAAGUGCAAUGGUUUUGGCACAGAAAUAUAAUAAAUUUUUUAUCGUAUAUUUAAAUUACAUUGAAAUAAAACUUGAUUAAAAAAAUACAUGUAAAUAAAAACAUAUAUAUGAAUUGUUUAUAAUAAAAUAAAUACAUUUUAAAAGAAAAGGCAGCAAAUUACUAGAAUAAUUUGCAUAAAAAUUAUAAAAAAUAAAUAUGCAUUUUUUUUAGUGCACAAACAUUAUCAGUUCUGUUUUUAAAACUUCUGCAUUUAGAACAUAAAAUUUGUGUAAAAGAAUUGGGAAGCACUGAUUUACAUCAACUUAAUAUUCUUUAAUAAAUAUUAAUAUUUGAAUUCAGAAUAUAUACAGUUACCGUCAGAAUUAUUAGCCUAGUUAACCUUAUUAACCUAGUUAAGCCUUUAAAUGUCACUUUGAGCUGUAAGAAGUGUCUUGAAAUAUAUCUAGUAAUAAAUUAUUUACUGUGAUCAUAGCAAAGAUAAAAUAAAUCCGUUAUUAGAAAUUAGUUAUUAAAACUAUUAUGUUUAGAAAUGUGUUGAGAAAAUUGGGGAAAAAAUAAACAGGGGGGCUAAUAAUUCUGACUUCAAUAUAUUUUUAUAUUUUAUAAAAUUUUUAUUAUUGAAUAUCUUUGGAGCUAAAGUUGUUUGAUGUAUUUUUUUUUAUUAUUAUUUAUAGAUUUUGUAGUCAUUUAUUUAUAUGUAUUAACCAUUUUCAAAUAAAGUCAUUAAAAAUAA
This is a messenger RNA of Danio aesculapii, 2087 nucleotides long. It is a transcript of the gene scpp1, whose product is annotated as secretory calcium-binding phosphoprotein 1. NCBI's taxonomy places the organism in Eukaryota, Metazoa, Chordata, Actinopteri, Cypriniformes, Danionidae. Bases 307 to 1083 code for a protein of 258 amino acids. The transcript is spliced from 9 exons. The record is from RefSeq and is a predicted model, not a curated record.